CGCUCGCCGGCUUUCCCCUUGGCCCUUUCUUGGGGAAGGUGGAAGGGAGAGUGAGGGGGGGGGUCUUCCCUCCGUCGGUCUCAGCGCAUGAGAAGCGAAGCGCCCUGAGGACGCCUUUCCCCCGCCCGUCCUCCCCCCCCCCACCGGUACGAGAGACGGACAGCUUGGCGAGGCUGCCCGGCGGGCGACGGCGUCGGUAACCUUGGUCUUGCGCUCCUGCCAUCUCCACGGGCGCGGAGGUAGCCCCCCUCGUAAACAUGGCGAGUGAUUCUCCGGCUCGGAGCUUGGACGAGAUAGAUCUGUCCGCCUUGAGGGAUCCCGCAGGCAUCUUUGAACUUGUUGAACUGGUUGGCAACGGGACUUACGGGCAAGUCUAUAAGGGCCGACAUGUUAAAACCGGACAACUUGCAGCUAUUAAAGUCAUGGAUGUCACUGGGGAUGAAGAAGAAGAGAUUAAACAAGAAAUUAACAUGCUAAAGAAAUACUCCCAUCACCGAAAUAUCGCUACUUAUUAUGGUGCUUUCAUUAAAAAGAACCCACCAGGAAUGGAUGAUCAGCUCUGGCUGGUGAUGGAGUUCUGUGGUGCUGGAUCUGUUACUGAUCUGAUCAAGAACACAAAAGGGAACACUUUGAAGGAGGAGUGGAUUGCCUAUAUCUGCAGGGAGAUUUUACGGGGCUUGAGUCAUCUCCAUCAACACAAAGUAAUCCAUCGAGAUAUUAAAGGCCAAAAUGUUUUGCUAACUGAAAAUGCAGAAGUAAAACUAGUGGAUUUUGGAGUCAGCGCUCAACUAGACAGAACAGUUGGACGAAGGAAUACAUUUAUUGGAACACCCUACUGGAUGGCACCUGAGGUCAUCGCCUGCGAUGAAAACCCAGAUGCAACUUAUGAUUUCAAGAGUGAUUUGUGGUCUUUAGGGAUAACAGCCAUCGAAAUGGCAGAAGGAGCUCCCCCCCUUUGUGAUAUGCAUCCUAUGAGAGCCUUGUUUCUCAUUCCCCGAAACCCAGCCCCCAGGCUGAAAUCAAAGAAGUGGUCCAAAAAAUUCCAGUCCUUCAUUGAAAGCUGCCUGGUGAAAAACCAUGGCCAGAGGCCAAGCACUGAACAGCUGAUGAAGCACCCAUUUAUUCGAGAUCAGCCAAAUGAAAGGCAAGUUCGCAUCCAGCUCAAAGACCACAUUGACAGGACUAAGAAAAAACGAGGCGAGAAAGAUGAGACAGAAUAUGAGUACAGUGGAAGUGAAGAGGAAGAGGAAGAAAAUGACUCUGGAGAACCCAGCUCCAUCCUAAACCUGCCUGGAGAAUCGACCUUAAGGCGGGAUUUUUUGCGACUUCAGCUUGCAAACAAGGAACGCUCAGAGGCCCUCCGUCGGCAGCAGCUGGAGCAGCAGCAGCGUGAGAAUGAAGAGCACAAGAGGCAGCUCUUGGCAGAACGUCAGAAGAGGAUCGAGGAGCAGAAAGAGCAGAGGCGGAGGCUGGAAGAGCAGCAGAGGAGAGAGAAGGAGCUAAGAAAACAACAAGAGAGGGAGCAACGGCGGCAUUAUGAAGAACAAUUGCGGCGAGAAGAAGAAAGGAGACGGGCUGAACACGAGCAGGAAUACAAGCGCAAGCAGUUGGAGGAACAACGGCAAGCCGAGAGGCUACAGCGACAGCUGCAACAAGAACGGGACUAUCUAGUUUCUUUACAGCAGCAACAACGACAAGAACAGAGACCAACCGAGAAGAAGCCGCUCUAUCAUUACAAGGAAGGGAUGAACGCCACUGAGAAGCCAGCUUGGGCAAAGGAGGUUGAAGAACGUUCCAGACUUAACCGGCAAAGUUCCCCAGCCAUGCCUCACAAGGUGGCAAACAGAAUUUCUGACCCAAACCUUCCACCUCGAUCAGAAUCCUUUAGUAUUAGCGGGGUGCAGCCUGCUCGGACACCACCCAUGUUGCGAUCAGUGGAUCCACAGAUUCCACAUCUGGUCAGUGUGAAAUCCCAGGGACCUUCCUUGCCUGCCUCUCACUCACUGCAUGAACAACCCACAAAGGGAAUGGCUGGGUUUCAGGAAGCUCUAACGGUGACCUCUCACCGCACUGAGAUGCCAAGGCAGAACUCGGACCCCACUUCUGAAAAGCCUCCUCUCCCCCCUCGUGUUGAAAAGUUUGAUCGAAGUUCUUGGUUACGACAGGAAGAAGACAUUCCACCAAAGGUGCCUCAACGAACUACUUCCAUCUCACCUGCAUUAGCUCGGAAGAACUCACCUGGGAAUGGGAAUGCUCUUGGACCUCGACUCGGAUCACAGCCCAUAAGAGCAAGUAACCCAGACCUGCGGAGAACGGAGCCCAUAAUAGAAAAUCUGAUACAGAGGACAAGCAGUGGCAGUUCUUCCAGCUCCAGCACCCCCAGUUCACAGCCCAGUUCACAGGGCGGCUCUCAGCCUGGAUCCCAAGCUGGUUCCAGUGAGCGGAACCGAGCCAGAGGAAAUGCCAAGCUUGAAGGAUCGCCCAUACUCCCACAUGAACCAGCCAAGGUAAAGCAGGAAGAAAGCAAGGAGAUGACCCGGCCAAGUCGACCUGCUGAUCUGACUGCUUUAGCAAAAGAACUGCGGGAGCUGCGGAUUGAGGAAACCAACCGGCCUUUAAAGAAAGUUACCGAUUAUUCCUCUUCCAGUGAGGAGUCCGAAAGCAGUGAAGAGGAGGAAGAGGACGGAGAAAGUGAAACCCAAGAUGGCACUGUGCCUGUCAGCGACAUCCCACGGCUUAUACCAACGGGAAUGCCAGCCAACAAUGAGUCCUACAAUCUAGGAAUGGUAUCGAGCCAUGGUGGUCUGGAGCCUCCCCACCCUGACAAAUUUAGCAGUAUUUCAAGAGAAGGGACUUUAAUGAUAAGGGAGACUUCUGGUGACCACAAGCGCUCAGGCCACCCAGCCAGCAAUGGCUUUGCUGGCCAUGUCAACCUUCCCGAUCUAGUGCAACAAAGCCACUCACCUGCGGGCACGCCGACUGAGGGCUUGGGGCGAGUCUCCACCCAUGGGCAAGAGAUGGAGCCAGUGGCUGAAUACGGCAUGGGGAGCAGUACAAAAGCUUCUUUCACCCCAUUUGUGGACACCAGAGUGUAUCAGACCUCUCCGACUGAUGAAGAUGAAGAUGAUGAUGAAGAAUCCUCUGCUACAGCAUUAUUUACCAGUGAGCUGCUGAGGCAAGAACAGGCCAAGCUUAAUGAAGCAAGAAAAAUUUCUGUAGUAAAUGUGAAUCCCACCAACAUCCGUCCUCAUAGUGACACCCCAGAGAUCCGAAAGUACAAGAAACGCUUCAAUUCAGAAAUCCUCUGUGCUGCUUUAUGGGGUGUAAACUUGCUGGUGGGAACCGAGAAUGGGCUUAUGCUGUUGGAUCGGAGCGGACAAGGAAAAGUGUACAAUCUGAUCAAUAGGAGACGAUUCCAACAAAUGGACGUGUUAGAAGGCCUCAACGUCCUAGUAACUAUCUCAGGAAAGAAGAAUAAGCUUCGAGUUUACUACCUUUCAUGGUUAAGAAAUAGAAUAUUGCACAAUGAUCCAGAGGUAGAAAAGAAACAAGGCUGGAUCACUGUAGGUGAUUUGGAAGGGUGCAUCCAUUAUAAAGUUGUGAAAUAUGAGAGAAUCAAGUUCUUGGUGAUUGCCUUAAAGAAUGCUGUAGAGAUAUAUGCUUGGGCUCCUAAACCUUAUCACAAGUUUAUGGCAUUUAAGUCUUUUGCAGAUCUUCAGCACAAACCAUUGCUUGUUGACCUCACAGUAGAAGAAGGACAAAGGUUGAAAGUCAUCUUUGGGUCACAUACUGGUUUUCAUGUUAUUGAUGUAGAUUCAGGCAAUUCUUACGACAUCUACAUACCAUGUCAUAUUCAGGGCAAUAUUACACCUCAUGCCAUUGUCAUCUUACCCAAGACGGAUGGAAUGGAAAUGCUUGUGUGCUAUGAGGACGAAGGGGUAUACGUGAAUACCUAUGGACGCAUAACAAAAGAUGUGGUGCUUCAGUGGGGAGAAAUGCCCACUUCAGUGGCCUAUAUUCACUCCAAUCAAAUAAUGGGCUGGGGUGAGAAAGCUAUUGAGAUACGAUCAGUGGAGACAGGCCAUUUGGAUGGAGUAUUUAUGCACAAGCGUGCCCAGCGGUUAAAAUUUCUAUGUGAAAGAAAUGAUAAGGUAUUUUUUGCAUCGGUAAGAUCAGGGGGAAGUAGCCAAGUAUUUUUCAUGACCCUGAACAGAAAUUCCAUGAUGAACUGGUAACGAAAGGGCACUUGGAGCUUAUUUUGAUGCUAAGAUCUAUUAAAUUUUGAAGGACAUCUGAAUUUGCAGAGUUACAUUGUCAAAGCAAGCAAAGAAGAAGAUAUUGUGGAUCCUGUAGCUUUCUUCGGGACCACCGUCUGCUCAUGCAGCCACAUUCUGAGAACAUGAACACAGUUUUCCCAUAAGGAUUUCAGAAUGCAGGCUUCUUCAAGAUCCCAAGAAUGCAACACUGUUUGAGCAGGGAAGGACCAACGCUGAAGAGGUUUAGCUGAAUAAAUCUCUCUCCAAGGUGUUCAAACUAAGCUGUGAUAAUGGAAUCGGCACUAGGGUUUUUAAAAAUAAUUAUUAUUAUUUUUCCUUGAUCCUGAGUUUGUAAGAAUAGAGACUGGUCUUAAAGUUAAAACAGAAUAUCUGUUUUAAUAAUGUCUGCCUGUUAGCACCGAUUAUAUAGUAUGAUGUAAGGCAGAUUCCCCUGACCUGGUUGGUGUCUUUUAGGUGUGGUCGACUAGAGCUCCCAUGAUCAUGGCUAGUGAGCCAAAUGGGGUAUGUUGGUUUGGAAUGAUGGCAGUUGUAAUUAAACACAUCUGUGGAAGUUAGGCUGAGAACUGCUGUUAUAAAGUUAUCACUUAAAACUGAUGCAAGAGAGCACAAUAAAUGUACCAUUUCUAAUCUUUGUGUGAGAGGCCCUAACCAUAGAGUGGCCAUAUUUUGUAAACUCUUCUUUCUUUUAUGGACAUUUGUGUGGGGAUUAUUUUGUUGUGGUUGUUUUUAUUUUUAUUUUUUAUUUUAUUUUUUGCAAACAGGUCAAGAUAUUUCAGAUAAGAGUAUAAAUGAGAUUUUGUCCCAUUCCUUUGGGAAAUUUAAGUGGCUAGACUCCUAGCUUUGGAGAAUAUAAUAUGAGCAUGAUAGAGUUAACUUUUUGUCAAUCUUUCAGUUCAUACUACUUCUUCCCCAGCCUGGCCAUCUCCAGAUAGGAUGAGAUGCCACCUCCCCAGAUUCUCAGCCAGCAAGGUCAUAAGCCAAAUAUGUCUGGCUGAUCAAUGCUCUUCUUUAUAGAUCUUUGCAUAAUGGUGCUCAUUGAUUUAAAAAACAACAACAGCAGUGCCAUUCUUGUUAGUCAUUCCCACUGGUUGCCUUUCUCCAAGCUAUAACAAAAUGGUAUCUCUAAAUGGGAAGCUAAUUGAAAUAUUGUAAGAUUCCAAAGAUUGGCUAAAGAAUGCCCCUAGUAGCUUGAUACAUAAGGCAUCUUUACUCGGAUGUGUUUGAAUCCAAAUCAUACCUAUUCUGUACAGUUGUGCUUUACUUCGGGGGAUAGGGGGCAUGAUCCUUGUAGAUACUGGUACAUUUUAUUUCUUCCACUAAAAAUUACAAAGAGACUACAUCAUUCCGAUAUUCCCAAGUUGGAAGUCCCAAAUACAGAUCAGUAUUUUUUAAUCUAAUGGUGUUCUAUUCUCAAUAUGGAAAAUCUUAAUAAAAUAUUCAUCUCUCGGUACAAAGAAGUGCAGGAGAAGGAGAGCAGAUUAAAGGAAGGUUUCAUUGGUCAGUUACCUGACAUUUAGAUUUCAUCUUUCUGCCCUUCCCCCAUGUACCCAUCUGUAUAAUGACCAACAAAUGUGCAGAAGUAUGUAUGUUUUUAGUUUGAAUUUAUCUCUUGUCUUUAUAUGCUUUGUUCAAAUUAUUUGUAUUUUUAAAUUCGUUAUUUCCACUGCCUCCAAGCCUGAAUUCUCCCCCUGAUCUCUGGAUAUAACAUAAUUGGAUCUGUUUUGCUAUUUUUAACCUACCUCAUUUUAUUUCUUAUUUCUGUUUUUCUUUUCCUUAUUAGCUUCCAUAGAUAUUCGGAGAGUUUUAACUGACCAGUCCAAGAAAUAGCUGAGUGUUCUGCAGAGGCCAGGUUUUUGAGAAGUGGAAAAUUAACAUCAAACUCUCCGUUUCCGUUUCCAUUUCCCUCCUGCCCCUUUCAACCAUUUCAUAACUUCAGAAUUUUGAUCGUAUAUGCCAGUUGAUGCUACUGUAGUCACAAUGCAUUGGUCCAUGAGAGCAGUUGGCAAAGUCAACUGUCAAGAGAGGCUACCCCAAAUUACUGGAAGCCAGGAGCUCAGAACAUAUUGCUAUCAUUGUGCAUACAUGAAGUUAUGAGUUACAAGCUCAGUUAGUCUAUGUUACUCUUGAAAGUCAUCAGAAGUCACUGACUUCUUGUAAAUAGGCUUUCUGGAUAGACAUAUGCAGCUGGAUGGGAGAAAUAAUUGAUAUCCUUCUUAAUGAUACAUUCCAUCAGAAAUAGACUCAUGUUUGUCAUCCCCAUUCAACUCUAUCUCACUGCCUGGCCUAGAGAGAUGAUGGUGAUAGCAGUGCUGGUGAUAUGUACAACCAGAUGAACCUUCCAGGUUAAGCAUGCUUUGUCAUUAGUAUUCAACAUAAUUGGGGCUUCCAAACUUUCUGAAAAAGUCUUGCUGGGUACCUUUAACACUUCAUACUGUUUGGUGGCUUUUCUGUAAUAAAACAUGGCAGGAGGAGUUGGUGAUCUUCUAUGACAGAAGAUCUAUGUCAGAGGAUCUUGUUUCUCUCCCCUUUUAAAAAGGGGCUAAUAUACAGAGUCAGACUCCCAACAUUUGACACAUGAUCUCUGAGAUGAACAUUCAAAUCCACUCUGCAUGUAUUCUGAGCUUCAACAUUGCACUCAGACCAUUUUUGGCUGAGCUCACAAAAGGGUUUAAUUAGGAUUCUUUCAUUAUGUUAUUUAGUUAGGGUUUUGCAAGCCUGACGUUAAUCCAACUUCUACAGAUCAAAUGAUUAAUUUAUAGUCCAUCAUUGCAACCAGAAAAUUCCGUAACCUGAUCUAUAAAAGAAAGACAGCUUGGGCUAGAAACCAGGAGACCAUGAGUUCUAGUCCUGCCUUAGUACAAAGCAACCUGGGUCACCUUAGGCCAGUCACAUGGUUGCAGCCCUUGUAAGGAGGCAAUGGCAAACCACUUGUAAAAUCUUCCCAAGAAAACUUCAGGGACUUACUGAGGCAGUCACCAGGAGACUGGCUCAAAAUUAGAUUUCUUGACAUUACUUGCUAAUGUCUUCUAUAGUCUUGGACUUUCCUGGCUUCCAUCUACAUACAAAAUCUGUACUGAUUUUUGUGGUCAGCCAAGGUCAGCCAAUGAAAUAUGCAAGUAAUUUUAACAAUAGAUGUUUAUAUCUAUGUAUAGCUACCCAGCCUCACUACUUGGCCUCUUUGGUUUUGCCUCAAAAAAUGAUUGAAUGGAAUCAUAUAUACUUCAAAAAAAAAUGAAGUUCUCCACUUGAAGGAGAAUAUGGAAAAUAAUAAAAUUAGAUGCUGGAGAGAGACCUAUCAGAACUUGUCUCAAAGAUAGAAAAUAAAUACAAUCAAGCAAAUAUGUGGCAGUAUGUCUGAAUCUAAGGACCAUUUUCUUCCAAUGGAAGAUACAAGCAAGGCAUCUCUGUUAAUAUAAAGAUAUGCCCACCCUUUGCCUUCCAUUGUCAUUGACCUAAUUUUUUAAUAUAGAGCUCAAAAUCGGUGCUGAAAAAGGGGGGACUCACCACAUACCAACCACCAGCACUUUUUUAACUUUAGUGCUUUUUGUGUUGGCACCCAAUGGAACUCUACUGAAAACAUAAGAUAGAGGUUUCCAUAUGUUUGCUCAGCAUCGUGCCAAUUAAUCAAUGGCAUUCCACACAAGGUAUUUGUGAUACUCCAGAACCAUCUCUGGACCUAUCCAAUUUCAUGACCUCAGGUAUCUUAAGAACCAAGUUGAUGUUUUGCUGGUUCAGCUGCAAUAUGUCCACAUUACAUCAAAAACUGUUCUUUUCAUUGGUGUUCCAGUAUUGGGGAUAACCUUGGAUUAAUUUUAUGUCCCACCUUCUUCCUUUCCUAGCCCCCAGAUGUUCAGCAGGAAUACCUUUCUCUGUGUUUUAAGGUUAAUGAUGUGAACAUGAUUAUGAGUCAGCUUCAAAACUCUUUUGAGAUGGGGCAUGGGACUAGAGAGCUGAAACAACAGGCAAGCAGCAAUGCUAUUAGUACUGUAAUAAUGAACAAUUGUUAGAAUAAAGAGUCACCAACAUUUAGGAACAUUGUCACUUAAGCAAAAGAAGUUAUUGAAAACUUUAGCAGCAUUUUGCAUCUGACUAGGCAAGUACAAUAAAUCACCCCUGCACCAACCUGGUGUCCUCCAAUUGUCAUUCCAAAAAUUGCUGCUUUCAAUUCAAUGAUGUAUGAGAAUUCUGGGACCAACCCAUUUGGAGGGUACCUGAUUGAGGAAGACUUAAUCCGUAUUUACCAUUUGUCAUUCUUCGUAGCUGAAAUAGAAUGUUUCACAAAGUGAUCUGAGCUAUGUAGUGUUCAUUGCCAAAUUGAGCAAUCCAAGCUAGACAGCUUGAGGCCUAAGGUCCAUUUUUGCAAAACUUACCCACACAUCCAUAUAACCUUAUCAGAAUACUCUUAAAGGCAUACCCAUCUCUUCCCCACCCCCCAUGUUAUUAUACCAUUAUUCUUCCAAAGUAUGCGAAACAUAGAACAAAAUCACUUGGCUGGAUCAUUUUCAAAUAACAAGAUUCUCAGUUGGAGUCUCCUAUUCACACAUCCCAUCCCCCAGUGCUCCUUGUGCUUCUUCCUUGCUGCUAAAAUUAGAAGGUCCUCCAAAGAAAACAACUCUAUAUUCCAUACAUCAAAUUGAGCAAUAACAUUUCCAACUCAGUUAAGUCUACAAGUGUAACUUCUGGGGACUGGUUUGAGUAAGAGCAAGUUUCAUAACAACUGCCACCAGCUCUUUUAUGUCUUUGCUGUGGUUACCUUUUAAACCAGAAGCUUCUUAUUAAAUUAUGUUGAAA
Pseudonaja textilis is the source of this 9068-nucleotide messenger RNA. RefSeq names its product TRAF2 and NCK interacting kinase (gene TNIK). Gene Ontology annotation, cellular component: cytosol. Gene Ontology annotation, biological process: protein phosphorylation. Lineage: Eukaryota; Metazoa; Chordata; Lepidosauria; Squamata; Elapidae. The record is from RefSeq and is a predicted model, not a curated record. Gene Ontology annotation, molecular function: protein kinase activity; ATP binding.